AAUUAAAUCGAACCUACUCUCUCUUUCUCUCUCUCAUCUUUUAUCUCUCUUCGUUUCUCCGUAAACUAUCUUCUUCGAGAUUGCAUUUUUGAAGAUCUUCUUUUUGGCUUCUUCUUAGCUGCGAUUCAUUUUCACUGUCGUCUCUUCUCUCCAAUUCCAAAUGUUUGCUUGAGAGAUAGAGAGAGAGAGAGAGAGAUAAAGGAGAGGGAGAGUCAACCAUGGGCGUUUGUUGCCCUUUCCUUCAACCCUGGGAUCGAGCUCGGGACCAAUUCCUCCCCAGCCUUCCUUGUCUCUCCGAUCCAGUUCGAAGAUCGUCUUUGCUUCUGAAAUUCGCACUAGUGGUGCUCCAUCUCGUAUUUAUCGGCUUUCUCUUCCUUUUCGAUGCUGAGUUUAUCGAGAAAACUAAGCGAUAUCCAUGGUACAUGGCUUCUUAUCUCUUGCUGUUUUCGGCCACUCUUCUCCAGUAUUUUGUAACUUCUGGCUCUUCACCUGGGUAUCUCGUUGAUGCAAUGAGGGAGGUUUGUGAGACUAGUGCAAUGUACAGGAACCCACCUCCCACCUCAAUACAACAUGCUUCCAGAAAAAGUGAGAGCGUAGUAGUUACUGUGGAAGGAGGAUCAGCCUCAAGUACCAGAAGGACUCCAACGUCUUGGGGGAAGUUAGUUGUGGACUUGUACCCUCCAGGAACAUCCAUAAGAAAUUUGACAUGCGGCUAUUGUCAUGUGGAGCAGCCUCCACGAACCAAACAUUGUCAUGAUUGUGAUCGAUGUGUUCUACAGUUUGAUCAUCACUGUGUAUGGUUAGGAACAUGUAUAGGCCAGAAAAACCAUUGUAAAUUCUGGUGGUACAUCUGUGAAGAGACAACUCUAUGCAUCUGGACGCUCAUCAUGUACGUUGACUACCUGAGUAAUGUAGCAAAACCUUGGUGGAAGAAUGCUAUAAUCAUAGUGCUGCUUGUCAUAUUGUCGAUCUCCUUGAUUUUUGUGUUGCUUCUAUUGAUUUUUCACAGCUACCUAAUUCUGACGAAUCAAAGCACCUAUGAACUUGUGAGACGGAGACGCAUUCCAUACAUGAGGAAUAUUCCGGAACGAGUGCAUCCUUUUAGCAAAGGAAUUCGGAGGAACCUAUACAACGUCUGUUGCGGAAACCAUGUUCUAGACUCGCUUCCCACUGCGUUUGAGCUCGAGGAUAGAUCAAGACCCUACACUUGCAUCGAUAUGUUGAAAUGUCGCUGCUGUUAAGUUUUCUUUUAUAGUUUUAUACAAUUACCUCCAUUGUUUCAGUGUCCAAAAUCUAUAAAGGUAACAUAUUUCCUCUAAAAUUUGGAUGAUGUUGUAUACAUACAUGGAAUCCAAUUAAUGAGUUAACUAUA
Messenger RNA from Capsella rubella, 1372 nucleotides. RefSeq names its product protein S-acyltransferase 10. The coding region runs from base 219 to 1241 and encodes 340 amino acids. Gene Ontology annotation, molecular function: protein-cysteine S-palmitoyltransferase activity. Lineage: Eukaryota; Viridiplantae; Streptophyta; Magnoliopsida; Brassicales; Brassicaceae. Gene Ontology annotation, cellular component: Golgi apparatus; endoplasmic reticulum. Gene Ontology annotation, biological process: peptidyl-L-cysteine S-palmitoylation; protein targeting to membrane. The transcript is spliced from 11 exons. The record is from RefSeq and is a predicted model, not a curated record.